UCUUUUUAUAUAAAUAUAUUAUAUUAUAUUCGUAUAUAUUGAUUAUAUACGAACUUUUUAUCUAUAGACUUACAAUUUAAACAUAUUUAUAAUGGUGAAAUUCGUUACUCUUGUUGCUGCUCUUGCUGGCAUGAGCACUGCUGCUAUGGCUGCACCCACUUCAAGUGUCACAAUCACAGUGAAGAAUAAUUGUGAAUAUCCAAUUCAAGUAAAUCAAUUGACAAAUAAUCAAGGACCAAAUGCAAACUCUGUUAGUUUAGCUGCAGGCAGCUCAACUCCAAUUCAUGUUCCCUCUAACUGGGGUGGCCGUAUUUGGGCUAGAAAAAAUUGUACUGGUCAAACCGAUUGCCAACCAGGUGCUCCUGCAUCCCUUGCUGAACUCCUCUUGAAUGGCGCCAAUAACCAAGAUUAUUAUGAUGUCUCCUUUGUAGAUGGUUUUAACUUACCUAUCUCCAUUACUCCUAAUGGUGUCUCUAGUAAUGGUCAUAACUGUGGCGCACCUACUUGUUCUUCUUUACCCAGUUGCCCUGCCGAACUUCAAGCUAAGGAUGCUGAAGGUAAUGUCAUUGCUUGUAAGUCCGCCUGUACUGCCUUUGGUACCCCUGAAUAUUGUUGUACUGGUGAGUACGGCACUCCUGAUGUCUGUAAGGCUAAUAAAUAUUCUAUUCCUGUCAAGAAUGCCUGUCCUGAUGUUUACACUUAUGCCUAUGAUGAUAGCACUUCCAUGUAUGCUUGUAGCAAUAGCAAAGGUUAUACUGUAACUUUCUGUCCUGCUUAAAUUGGCUACCUUUUUUUUUCCCCUUUUUCUACCCCCCCUACCUUAUAGAUAAUUGGGUGGAAAAAAAAAAAAGAUCAGCC
Molecule: messenger RNA, 858 nt
Organism: Cokeromyces recurvatus
Lineage: Eukaryota; Fungi; Mucoromycota; Mucoromycetes; Mucorales; Mucoraceae
Product: thaumatin
Exons: 1
Coding region: 92-778 (228 amino acids)
Biological process (GO): defense response
Cellular component (GO): extracellular region
Source: RefSeq, a predicted model, not a curated record